Molecule: messenger RNA, 2103 nt
Organism: Trifolium pratense (red clover)
Lineage: Eukaryota; Viridiplantae; Streptophyta; Magnoliopsida; Fabales; Fabaceae
Product: beta-amylase-like
Exons: 8
Coding region: 247-2040 (597 amino acids)
Biological process (GO): polysaccharide catabolic process
Molecular function (GO): beta-amylase activity
Source: RefSeq, a predicted model, not a curated record
GAAACACGAGUGAAAAAGGACAGUGACGGUCUACAAGCUCUCUCUUCUAUAUUAUCUUUGAUCAUUGGUCCAAGAAAUAAGAACCAACACUGUCCACUUCUCUUUAUUAUUUUCUCCACCUCAAAUUUGGUCCAUAUAUAUAUAUAUAUUUUACUAUAACAAUAAUCUAAGACCUAUGCAUUGAACCAAUUAAGGUUGAAUCAGCAAUAUUAAUAAUUAGUGGGAGUAAUAUUGUUGAUUAGAAGAAUGAGGAUGACGAUUAACACAUUUGAGGUUCACGAAAGGUAUUUUCAAAAGGGAAUGGCUAUACCUAUACGUGUGGAAAGAGCAAAGAAGCCAAAUUCAAGGAUAAAACAACAAACCUUGAAAUUGAAUGAUAAUAUUAAUAUUGGUUGUGCUCAUCAUCUCAAGAAACAACAACGUUCUGUGUCUGUUGCAGCAUUCGAAGGUGCUGCCAUUGCUCAACCUCCAGAGGCACCAAUUGUUCCUCAAACAUACGAAGAACCGAUGCUUGCAAAUUAUGUACCUAUAUAUGUGAUGCUCCAACUAGGAGUGAUUACAAACGACAAUGUCUUAGAAGACAAAGCAAAACUCGAGAAACAACUGAAGGAGUUACGAGCAGCAGGUGUUGAUGGUGUUAUGGUUGAUGUCUGGUGGGGAAUAGUUGAAUCAAAGGGUCCUCAACAAUAUGAUUGGUCAGCUUAUAGGUCCUUGUUUCAACUUGUUCAGGAUUGUAAACUGAAAUUGCAAGCUAUAAUGUCAUUUCAUCAAUGUGGAGGGAAUGUUGGAGAUUCUGCUUUCAUUCCAUUACCUAAAUGGGUACUUGAAGUUGGUGAAUCAAACCCUGAUAUCUUUUAUACCAAUCGUUCAGGUUUGAGGAAUAAGGAAUGUAUUUCACUUGGUGUGGAUAACAAACCUUUCUUUAAUGGAAGAACUCCCGUUCAGAUGUAUAGCGACUAUAUGAAAAGUUUUCGAGAGAAUAUGGCAGAUUUCUUAGAAUCUGAGUUACUGAUAGACGUUGAAGUAGGACUUGGCCCUGCUGGAGAACUCAGAUAUCCUUCUUAUCAGGAAUCUCAAGGGUGGGAAUUUCCUGGUAUUGGAGAAUUUAAUUGCUAUGACAAAUAUCUUCAAGCUGAUUUCAAAGAGGCUGCAACAAGGGCAGGCCAUCCUGAAUGGGAGCUGCCUGAUGAUGCAGGGUUAUGUAAUGACAUACCUGAGUCUACAAAAUUUUUCAGAUCAAAGGGAACUUACCAAACAGAGAAAGGGAAAUUUUUUCUCACAUGGUAUUCCAACAAGUUGCUGACACAUGGUGAUGAGAUCUUGGAUCAAGCCAACAAAGUAUUCCUAGGUUGCAGGGUGAAGUUAGCAGCAAAAAUUGCUGGAAUCCACUGGUGGUAUAAAACUGAAAGCCAUGCUGCAGAGCUUACUUCAGGAUAUUACAACUUAAAUGAUAGAGAUGGUUACCGUCCCGUAGCAAGGAUGUUCGGUCGACAUAAUGCUAUUUUGAAUUUCACAUGUCUUGAGAUGAGAAAUUCUGAGCAACCAGAAGAAGCCAAAAGUUGUGCACAGGAACUUGUUCAGCAGGUCUUAAGUGGAGGGUGGAGAGAGAACCUUGAAGUUGCUGGGGAAAAUGCACUUCCAAGGUAUGACAGUGAAGGUUAUAACCAAAUCCUUCUAAAUGCUAGACCAAAUGGUGUUAACAAAAAGGGCCCUCCAAAAUUAAGGAUGUAUGGAGUCACAUACCUACGUUUGACAGAAAAAUUAUUCCAGAAACAAAAUUUCGAUAUAUUCAAAAUCUUUGUGAAAAAGAUGCAUGCUAAUCAGGAUCUUUGUCCAGACCCAGAGAAAUACUAUCAUUACACGGUUCCGAUGGAAAGGUCAAAACCAAAGAUUCCAUUGGAGAAUCUUCUUGAAGCAACAAAACCAGUGAAGCCAUAUCCAUGGUUUGAAGCAACGGAUAUGAGUGUUAGUGAAGCUAGUGGAUUUUUUGCUGAUAUAAUAGCAAUAAUCUUGAGUGUGUUUAGAAGAAACCGAAACUGAAAAUGUAUAUGAAAAGGAAAUGAUUGAUCAAUAAUAAAAUCGGAGACGAAACAACUUCAGAUA